CCGGGCUCGAGCAAAAAUAUUUUUCGAAGAUCAAAGAUGGACAAAGGUGUACUUAGAAAAAGUCUCAGGCUCUUUGAGGAUAACAAUGCACGUUUUGCUGUAAUCAAACUUACUUCUUGCAAUGGGACAGAAAGUGUCGCCUUUUCUGAUGCUAGUUGCGGAUUCGAAGUAUUGACAGACGAGAACAAAACACCAUGUUUUGUCCCGUUUACAGAAAUAUUCGAGAAGGGCAUUUCUUUCCUCCGAGAAAUAGAAAAUAACAGUUGUGAAAAAAUUGAGAGACUACAAGGCCCUACAAACGAUGCUCUUUUGUGUCUUGAUAGGUUUUAUAAAUCAAAAGAACAAAAUGAAGCCUCUUUGAGAAAGGUCUUUGACAUGGGAUGGGAGGAUAAACCCCGAGUCACUGAGACAGAUAUAACCGUCUGCCUGGCAGAGCAUCUCAUAGGAAGGCUGGCCCCUAGGGAGUCCUGUGUACUCAAUAGCAUGCUCAAAGGAAACAACUGCAGGUGUGGGUGUCAAAAGGAACCUACAUUUUCUCCAACAGGAAUAGGACAUGAGUUAGUGUGGCAUGGCUUUGUUGACAUUAUCUUCUCAUCACAUCAGGGAAUGUCAGCAAUCGCUCAUACUGUGAUGAAGAGUAAAGAAAUCAGUCCAAAGAAAAGAAAACGAGAUGAAGUGGAUGAUAGGCUUGAUGAUGAUUCUCAGAGACAGAUAACAGAAGAUCUCAAACAAAAAUCACCAAAUUACAAACUAGAAGAAGCCUUCGCUCAGACAAUAGUGUUUUCCUUGACUGAAAAUCAAAAACAUCCAAACUGUUUAAAUCAUAUGGUACCAAAUAUUGUGAUAUCUCCAGAAAAGUUUGAAAUAGUGCUGUAUGAUGCAGAAAGGGAUAUUUUGCUAUGUAGCAAUUCUAUUUUCUUAUUCAAUUUGGAUCUUCCAGAACACAGAAGUCUCACUAAUGAAGCCAUAAUUAUUUUAUGGAUGGUGUUACAUUAUGAAAUAUUCUGUUCUGGAUUUGAAAAGGCCAGUAAUGAUGUGCUUGUAAAAUGUAAAUCAAAUUUCAAAAGUCUAGUUGAAAGCAAAUGGGAUAUAUACUCUAAUUCACUAAAAAUCUGUGUGCCAGAAUUUCCUCCUGUAAAACGUUGGUCAAUUAAUGAGUUACUUCAUCGAGGACAUCAAUUAAAUCUGCAUUAACAUAAUUAAGAACUUUAUACUGUUACAUGUAAAAUUUUAAAAAAAAUGAUGUAUAGUUUGCUUUUUGUGAAUAGACUUUUUUUUAUCAUAAUUGGGUGACUUGGACCCAUGAA
Saccostrea cuccullata (small rock oyster) is the source of this 1307-nucleotide messenger RNA. RefSeq lists its product as uncharacterized. The transcript is spliced from 4 exons. NCBI's taxonomy places the organism in Eukaryota, Metazoa, Mollusca, Bivalvia, Ostreida, Ostreidae. The record is from RefSeq and is a predicted model, not a curated record. Bases 37 to 1194 code for a protein of 385 amino acids.